Trichogramma pretiosum is the source of this 1148-nucleotide messenger RNA. It is a transcript of the gene arg, whose product is annotated as arginase, hepatic. Gene Ontology annotation, cellular component: cytoplasm; nucleus; cytosol. The coding region runs from base 101 to 1111 and encodes 336 amino acids. The transcript has 7 exons. Gene Ontology annotation, molecular function: manganese ion binding; arginase activity. Lineage: Eukaryota; Metazoa; Arthropoda; Insecta; Hymenoptera; Trichogrammatidae. The record is from RefSeq and is a predicted model, not a curated record.
UCCGGAGGGUUUGCCUAUCUCAGCAGAUUAAUGUCUGUAUGUGAAUGAAAAAAAGAAGAGUCAUAAUCAGUCUUUACUCCGUUACACAUAGAGGGCAAACAUGUUGAUCCGCAGCGUUCGUAGUUUUGCUCAUAGUUUCAGCAGAAAAAAUCACAACCAAGUGGGAAUCAUCGGCGUUCCUUUCGAUAAAGGACAACGAAAAGGUGGCGUCGAGCUAGCUCCCGACACUCUGAAACAGGCAGGAUUAAUCAAUGAAUUGACGACGUUAGGUUUGGACGUUAAAGAUUAUGGUAAUGUGGAGUACGAAGUUUCGGACGUCAGCGUCGAUAACAUGUCCCAACUGGGCCACGUAUCGGGAUGCACGAAAAAGCUCUCGGAAACAGCUCAACGCGUUUUCGAGGACGGCCGAAACGUCUUGACGAUCGGAGGCGAUCACAGCAUCGUGAUCGGUUCCAUAGAUGCUCAUGUCAAGGCUAAAAAAAAUGUCGCGAUACUCUGGAUUGACGCCCAUGCCGAUUUGAAUACCAACAAAACCAGCGAGAGUGGAAACGUUCACGGUAUGCCGGUGGCUCUGUUAACUUCGGAGCUGGCUGAUUAUUGGCCGUAUUUGCCUGGGAUGGAUUGGCAACAGCCCAUGCUUUCAAUUCGUAAUGUAGCGUACAUUGGUCUCAGAUCUGUUGAUAAAUAUGAGAGAUUGGUAAUUGAAAAGUUUGGCAUUACUGCAUUUGGAAUGGAAGAUGUAGAAAGAUAUGGAAUUCAUGAUGUAAUACAUAUGGCUCUAAGACGAAUAGAUCCAGAUAAUAAUAAAUCCUUACAUGUCAGUUUUGACAUUGAUUCCCUAGAUCCUCUUGAAGCACCAAGUACGGGUACUCCAGUUCGUGGAGGAUUAUCUUUGAGAGAAGGUAUUCAUGCAAUGGAAGAAUUACACAGAACUCAAAGACUAAAUGCAAUGGAUUUGGUUGAAGUUAAUCCUAUCAUAGGUGACAAGAAAGAUGUCGAUCUUACUAUUUCUGCUGCAUUUCACAUUAUCCAAGCAGGAUUUGGAUACACAAGACGUGGAUUGAAAUUACCAGAGGGCAUUACAGAUAUGCCUUUACAAACAUUUAGAUAAAAAUAUCAAAAAGUUUAUAAUUCAAAUAAAAACUAUA